AUGCUUUCCGCAGCUGUACUCCCCCGUAGACACGGUUUCGAGCGCGGCUUGGAGAUUCAAAACGAAUUCGGACGCAAUUGGAAUACUUUUUCCGUCUGUGCGGGUGACAACCGAAUGCCGCAGGGCGGACAAAUAAUCAUCUGCACGGCUGGACUCGUAAAGUCCGUCCGGUUAAAUUUUGCCACCAUCUCCUGAAAUCACCUUGGGAAUUGUUUUGAGUGACUGACGUACCCCCUAGUGACAUACUUUAUAUCGUAAGAAAGCUCUGUUUCCGGCGGAUCGUUUGGAUGGAGCAAAUUUUUUGUUUUUUUGUUGGUUGGCGAGAAAAUCACGAUUCCGUGGAGAUUUUGGACGAUUUUGGUUGGUUUUAUUUGGUCGAGUGUGAGGUCAUAUAUAUUUUUUUAGACCGGUUUUGAACGUAUCACGCCCAGGGGCUCACGGCGACACAACUCAGCUUUAUUUUCGCUAAUAAACAACGGAGAU
Messenger RNA from Ectocarpus sp. CCAP 1310/34, 483 nucleotides. NCBI's taxonomy places the organism in Eukaryota, Phaeophyceae, Ectocarpales, Ectocarpaceae. The record is from the annotation of a GenBank genome assembly.